CGGAUAUAUCAUAUAGCAGUUAUAAAUAAACAGGGCCAUCAAGAAUACAGUUCAAUUAUUCCAGAAUUCCCAUCAACUCUGAAACUCUGCCAGACUACCAAGACUACCUUCUCUCAGUUAGGAUGAUGCUUCCUACAGCUCCCGUUGUCCGCAUGGAUUUGGGUGAUGACUUCAAGUUCGGCCCUACCGUUCUUGACCCCAUUCAGCCAGAGGACCAAGAAAACCUGGUCCCGAUCAAUGGCUUCCCCAGCGUUGACCCCGCGGGUGGUGACAUUGCCAUGUCCCAACUUGGUGUUCUGGCACAUUUUUUCGGAACAUACAGUGGAUUCGGAUUAAAUACAAUUUUCCGUCCCAACGGUACAAAAACUCCUACACCUCUCCCUAUUCAACCCCCACCUACAGAUCUCAAUGACAACAUUCUUCAACUUAAUCUCACAUCUGAAUCCCUGGCUUUCGCCAAAGGACGUCUGGAUGAUGUACCUAACCGUGGUUUGAACGACCAAGCUGAUGUCAUGCUCAAUGGUGUUCCAUACACUCAGACAAUUGCUGAUAUCACUGAGAUUGUAAAGCCACCCAAGCAGCAGCCUGUCAUCCACUUCGAGCCUGGUCUGUGGAUGCACGUUCCCUCCAGUGAGAUGCCUAAUCUUUCAGCUUCUCUGUCUCGUAUGGCUUCUAUUCCUCAUGGAACUUCCAUCAAUGCCCAGACUUUCAUGGCUACCAUCACAGCCAAGGGCGCACCGGUCUUUUCCCCGGUUGACAUCACCCCCACUGUUGUUGGUGGAACUCAGAAGGUCCCCUUCCGAGGCCAGAUCCUUACCAACAAGGACACGUUCCGCCUUCCUCAGGAUCUUUCAAGCUUUGACAAGGCCGGUACCAUCACACAGGCUAUCUUGACUGAUCCCAACACUGUUCUCCGAAACGCCAACAUUGGCAAGAACAUCAUUGAGAACACCACCUUUGAGGUUUCCUCAGAGGCCCAGAACCCCAACCUCGGUGGUGGAACCAGCAACAUUGGUUUCCUCAUUGGCGCAGAUGCCGGUGCCAGCUCUGCUUCUGUCCAGGCUCGAAGCGGAAACGCCAACGCUGUCCGGGUCACUGCUCAGUACUGGCUCUCCCGAGUUCGAACUCAGCUCAAGCUUCCUGUUUGCCGGGGCACAGAUAAGAAGAGCAUUUCUCCCGCUUCUCACGGACCUCGUGAUGCUGUUCCUAAGUUCCUGAUCGACAUCGAUGUUCCAGCUGCGAAGACUGUCAACAUUGAAUACAUCCAGAUUCAGUAUUCACAGACUGUCUUCCUUGACUUCAAUGGUCUCUCUUGGCCUCACGUUACAGUGGGAACUCUGGCGCCGACUAUCCGACACAAGUUGUCUCAGGUUAUUGUAUCUCACUAGAUGGUCUUUUGACCCAAGUAGUCGAGACUGUGAAAAUGGGGAAUGGGUUGGUUACGGCCUGGACUGUCUACAGAUAUUUGGGUGGAUAAGCAGCAAUAGCAUCUUAAGUUCUUAACAAGAACAUUCUCUUAGCUUAAAUAACUUCCUUCGUGUCUGCCUGAUGGGAUUAGAAAAUCCAUAUAACGUACGUGAUAAGCGAGUGUUACAAACAAGCGAGUGUUACACUAUACUGUAUAACCGAAAGUGCUAAGAUUUAGCGUUU
Molecule: messenger RNA, 1650 nt
Organism: Fusarium redolens
Lineage: Eukaryota; Fungi; Ascomycota; Sordariomycetes; Hypocreales; Nectriaceae
Exons: 2
Coding region: 123-1388 (421 amino acids)
Source: RefSeq, a predicted model, not a curated record